UAUACAAAUACGAUAAAUAAAUAAAAAUAUUCAGCCAAAGGGCACAACAGCAUCACUUCUUCAUCUGGAUCCCUUUAUUGGAGAAACGGAGGCUGCAUCCUUCCGGGGCUUCAACAGAAAGUCCGGAUCAAUGCAACGAUGGAACCAAGGAAGGCCAUAAGGCAGCUAGCCCACGUGCCCUUCCAGGGAGUCAGGCAGGGCUCUUCCAGCUGCCGGGGCCCCGGAUUCUGGGACUUGCACGGCAACUGCGGAGCCCAGCCACAUCGUACUCACUUCCCACUUUCCCUGGGCUCUCUCGUCCAGUGGGGUGGAGGCAAUUUUCACUUUACACCCGGAGGGAGCCGCACUCACUCCGGUUCCAUCCCUGGAAAGCCGCUUCCGCGCUCCGACGCAAUCCUCCGUCGGCACGACUGGAGUUCGUAGCAGGAGGACAGGAAGUAGGUGCCUGGCCUCUCUAGGAAGAAGCCGCCCGCCGCUGACGUUUCCGGGAAGCAAAGGCGGCACAGGGAUGCAUUGCGGGACGGAGACUCGGCGAGGGUGGGGGCCCUUUCCGGACGCGCAGCAGCAGUUCCCGUGUUGCUUCCCAGGAAGCGGUUUUCCUGAUGCGGCUGGGCUCCGCAGUUAGCAUACAAUUCCCAGGCUGGAUCCCGGGGGCUGGAAAGCGGAUUGGGAGCUGGAUGUAUCUUGUUUUAUCUGCAAACUUCCUGUUUCCAUAGAAACAAGAACUUGUCAUCAAAGAGAGCUCAGUGGUCUUUUUAGAUUCCUCAGUGGACUCUUUCAGAAGUUCUGGUUCUAUAGAUGGAAGAAGGUUUGGAGUCCUGUUACCCAUUGGGAGUUGUGGUUGAGCACAGAUGGAAAAUGGAUGGAAAAACACCAGACUAUGAGGGAACAGCAAUACCCCCUCUCCUUCUUCCGGGGGAGGCCAGUCUGAAGGUCUGGGAAAGUUGCAGGAAGAAGACCCCAGAUGAAGAAAAAAUCAGCGUUGAUGUUCAGCGACAAAUAUUUAGAGGAUUCUGCUACCAGGAGGCCAAGGGCCCCCGAGAGAUAUGCAGCCAACUUCAUUACUUUUGCUCUCAGUGGCUGCAGCCAGAAAGAAACUCAAAGUCUCAGAUGCUGGACAUGGUGAUCCUGGAGCAACUCCUGGCCAUCCUGCCCACAGAGAUAAAGAACUGGGUCAAGGAAUGUGGAGUGGAGACUAGUUCUCAGGCUGUGGCCCUGGCAGAAAGCUUCCUCCUGAGCCAGGUGGAGGAGAAGAGGCAGGAAGAAAUGCAGUUGCAAGUGAAGAUGCCCUGUAUUAAUUUAGUCACUGAGCGCUCUGAAGCAAGAGGGGAUCUGUUGAAAUCUUCCCAGGAUUCACUCUUUGGAAGGAUCUCCCAAAAGGAUGAAGUUCAGGACACACCACCAGAGAACAAAAUGAUACACCAGCUCCCACUGGGAAAACCAGCUCCUCUUUCAGCUCAGGAUUCCAUAUCCUUCAAGGAGGUGGUCAUCUAUUUCACCAAGGAGGAGUGGGCUCUGCUAGAUCCCGAUCAGAAAGCUCUCCAUGAGGAAGUCAUGUUGGAGACCUGUAGGAAUGUGGCUUUUCUGAGUAAUGAGCGGAAGAAUAAACAGGAAACAGAGAUAGAGCCAUUGCAAGUCAUCAAGGUUGAAGUGGGAGAAGAGACAUUUCAAAAUCAGUGCCUGCCAAAAAAUCAAGAGGGAAUUCAAUUAAAUAUUCAGAGGAGCAAAAAUCCUUCUUCAUGUCCUGAAAUCUAUGACUUCCUGACCCAAGAAGAUAUUAAAGCAGAAAGAAGGCGACAGUGUUUAGAUUAUGAGAAAAUAUUUGAAGAUCAAUCAGAUUUAAGUAAACAAUGUGAAUGGAAAGACAGUGGAAAAAAAUACAGCAGGAUUUGCCCUCUUACUUUGCAUCAACAAGAUUGCAUGGGAAAGAAACUGUUUAAAUGCAAAGUAUGUAGGAAAAGCUUCAGCAAGUACAGUAAAAUUAUUGCACAUGAAAGAAUCCACACAGGGGAGAAGCCAUUUAAAUGCAUGGAAUGUGGUAAGAGCUUUACUCAGAGUAGUCACCUUACUUCCCAUAAAAGGAUCCACACAGGGGAGAAGCCCUAUAAAUGCUUGGAAUGUGGAAAGAGCUUUACUCAAAAUAGUCACCUUACUUACCAUAAAAGGCUUCACUCAGGAGAGAAACCAUAUAAAUGCAUGGAGUGUGGAAAGGACUUUGCUGAUUCUAGUUCCCUUCUUGUGCAUAAAAGGAUCCACACUGGGGAGAAACCUUACACAUGCAUGGAAUGUGGAAAGAACUUCACCCUGAGCAGUCACCUUACUUCUCAUAAAAGGAUCCACACAGGGGAAAAACCAUUUCAGUGUACAGAAUGUGGAAAGAGCUUUAGUACGAAGAGUUCUCUUAAAUUUCAUAAAAAGAUCCACACAGGGGAAAGGCCAUAUAAGUGCAUGGAAUGUGGAAAAAGCUUCAAGCGGAUUGCUGAUCUAACUCGACAUGAUAGAACGCAUAGAAAACAAGAUCCAUACAAAUCCACUGGGUGUGGUAAAAGAUUUCAUAACAGCAGGUACCUUACUUCACAUAAAAGGACCCCCAGAGGGGAAAAGCCAACUGAAUGCAGGUAGUGUGGGGAAGAGCUUCCCAUUGACUAUGUUGACGAAUUAUGAGCCAUGAAGUCUGUGUCAAGUCUUAGCAACCACAAAGGUGGAUUUUCUCCAUGACAGUCUGUCCUCAGGUAUGGAUAUUAAUCAACAACAAAGAAUUCAUGCAGAGGAAAUACCAUAUAAAUUCACUGAGUGUGGAAAAAAAUUCGAUGACAACAUUUGUCUUACUUCCCAUAAAAGAAUCCACACAGGACAGAAACCUUUUAAAUGGAAUGUGGAAAGAGCUUCAUUCAGAAGAGUAAUUUUAUUGCAUAUAGAAAAAUCCAGAGAGGGGAGAAUCCAUAUAAAUGCAGGGAAUGUGGAAAAAAGCUUCAGUAUUAGAUUACUUAGUAUAUAUAAAUAAAGGCAAAGAGGGCAGAAAUCACACACAUGUAUGGAAAGUGGAUAGAACUUUGUACAUUGUAGUAACCUGAUUUCCCAUAAAAGGAACUGCAUGGAAAACAAACUGUAAAGUGUGCAAAGUGCUUCAGGAUGAACUUCAAUUUUUUUUGUUGUUGUUCAGUCGUUAAGUUGUGUCCGACUCUUCGUGACCCCAUGA
Molecule: messenger RNA, 3199 nt
Organism: Python bivittatus (Burmese python)
Lineage: Eukaryota; Metazoa; Chordata; Lepidosauria; Squamata; Pythonidae
Biological process (GO): regulation of transcription by RNA polymerase II
Molecular function (GO): RNA polymerase II cis-regulatory region sequence-specific DNA binding; DNA-binding transcription factor activity, RNA polymerase II-specific
Source: RefSeq, a predicted model, not a curated record